AUGAGUGCAACUAUGACUGCAUCCAUUGGAAUAUCUGCUUGGCUUAGUCCUGUAGAAAUUGAUUCAAUGCCAGAACCUACCAGAAGCAAAGUCAACAGUAUACUAAAUGACUACCAUCUGACGGUUGUCAAUCUUCAGAGUGACAUUUCUUUUAAGAUUUCCUUUUAUGAAAAGACCAUUGAAGACUUGAAAGGAAAGCUAAGAGAGGAAACCCAGAAAUGUUUAGAACUAGAAAUGACAAACUUAAAGCACAAGACGCUAAUAAAUGAGUACUCCACAAGCAGAUCUGAUCCAAAAACGGUGAACCACUCUACCAAGCAUUGCGGAGGGCGCCAUGCUGCUAUUCUCAGGAGAAAAAUUCACUUCUUAACGGAAAAGGCUAAGCAAAUGGAACUAAAAGAACAGUCUUUAAAUGCACAGGUCAACUUUCUAACUGAAAACUACGAUAAAGACUCGAAGGAGCUCUGCACUAUUGUUGGAGAGUAUCUUACUGAAAUAUCGCUGUUGAGACAGCAGAUAGAAAGUAGCUCCUAUGAGAGCUUGAAUAAGAUUAAAAAGGAACUUGAAAUACUAAGAACAAAUGAAAGAGAGUACCAAGCUCAUAUUUAUGAAAAGACAAAGGAGAUACAUGGAUUAUAUUCUGAAGUUGUCAGUCUCAAAUCAAAAUGUGAUGUGCUGGAGGAGUAUAGGGUCAGAUACAAGAAUCUAAAUGAAGAAUUCAUGAGAAUUAGCGGCGAGUUGAGUGAGAGUAGAAUGAGAAAUGCAGAGAUGAAGGUGAUCAGAGACUGUGUUAUGGAGGGUGUAAGCGAGUUUAGCAAGAAUGUUCAAAUACUAAUGCACAAUUCGAUACGUAUAUUGCCAAAGAAUAGCACCGGUGAAGGAGAAAAUGCUGCAGAAGGAAACAUGAGACAGAUUAAAAGUACAAUACUGACAAUAAGGCAUGUCUUGGAGGCUAUUAAGGAGAACAAGGUGGAGAUAGAAGGGCUGUUUAGGAAUUUAAUGUGGACCUGCGAGGAGCAAAAUAAAAAGAUAUUGGAUCAGUCCAAGUUAAUAGACAAAUAUAAUAGCACCAGCGAGGAAGCUAGCAAUAAUAUUUUUGUCGACCAGAUUGAUUUGCUUAAAAUGGAGAAUGAGGCCCUCAAGACUAGGAUUGGAAGCAUUAAACCAGCCUCAGAUCUUUUAUCAGAGAAUGAGAGUGUACUAAGACAGAACAGGGUACUUAUUUCAGAUAUCGAGAAGAUGAGGGAUGAAAUAGACCGGCUCAAUUCAAGGCUGGCAGAAGCCAGAAGUGAGCCCAAAAGUGAUAAGGACGCCAAAGAUAGCAUUGGUAAAGAAAACAGUGCAAUAGGCAAGUUAAGAUUAACGAUUGACAAAUUAAAUGAGAAAGUCAUUGCGGCUGAAAGUACAAUCAAAAACCUCGAGGGCCAGAUAAAAAUGUACAAAGAGGAUGUAAAUAAUUUAGAAGACGAGAACUAUCAUCUUCUGGAAUCUAUUAACAAUGCAAACAACACGGCCAAUACCGAGGCAUACAUAAAAGACCUGGAAAGUCAGCUGUCCCGUUACAAAAGCGAUGUAAGAUCAAUAGAAGGCAGGUUUUUGCAGUAUAAAGAACUUUAUGAAAGCUUUAACAUUGAAGAGUCAAUGCGAAGGGCAAAGAUUAUGAAAGAGAAUAUCAGCAAGAAGAAUGCAUUGAUUGGAAAAAUGAGUGUCUUGAUUGAAAUGUAUAGGAAAACCAUCGAAAUUUACAGUAUGCCAAGAAACUAA
Vittaforma corneae ATCC 50505 is the source of this 1764-nucleotide messenger RNA. RefSeq lists its product as uncharacterized. The transcript has a single exon. The record is from RefSeq and is a predicted model, not a curated record. The coding region runs from base 1 to 1764 and encodes 587 amino acids. Lineage: Eukaryota; Fungi; Microsporidia; Nosematidae.